This is a messenger RNA of Linum tenue, 3149 nucleotides long. Lineage: Eukaryota; Viridiplantae; Streptophyta; Magnoliopsida; Malpighiales; Linaceae. The record is from the annotation of a GenBank genome assembly.
CCUAACAAAACAAAACAAAAAUGGCAAUCGGUGGAGGACGGUCUUCACGGUCCGGCAAACGAAUCUCAUCCUCCUCUCCCUCUUCUUACACCUCCACCGUCACAACCAUCGCCUUUAUCGCAUUAUGCGUGGUCGGUGCCUGGAUGCUCACCUCUACCUCCGUGGCGCCUCCGCAGACCGCCAAUCUCACAAGCAAGGCCGCCACCACCCUCGUCUCCACCGAAUCUGACGCCGCCGCGACGACAAAUGUCGUCGAUCAGAGUGGUAGUGCUAGUAGAACCACCAAUGGGAAGAAGAAGCAGUCCGUAUUCGAGGACAACCCAGGCGACCUCCCCGCGGACGCCAUCAAAACCGACCAAGCUGACGGUGGGAAGGGAGCCGACACCGAUCAGGACAAGGACAACAAGCACACUCAGAUCUCGGAAGAGAGCACAAUGACCACGGCACAAAGUGCCAAUCAGCAAGUAAUUUCUGAUGAGACGAUGACACAACAAAAUACAAAGGCGGCCGACAAGCCAAACAUGGAGGAACGACAGCAAACCGAGGAGAAGGUGGUGGAGGAGGAGGAGCCUCAAAACAAAGCGGCGGCAGCCGAAGAAGCGAACAACAACAAUCAGGGGAAUAACAUUGUACAAGGCAAUCCAUCGUUGGAAGCGAGAGUGUUCGAAGAGCAGCAGCAGCAACAAAGAAUGGAGGACGCGGGGGUUCAGAAUCCCGCCGAGGAGAAGCCCGAGAACAAGGUGACGGAGGAGGAUCAAGCGCAGAGGAUGCAACAGCAGCAGCAACAGAUGCAAGAUAAUGCUCAGAAGAAGCUGGCGGAACCAACGCAGCAACACGAUCAUCAACAACAACAACAGAACGACGAGGCACAUCAUCAGGAACGGAUCAAAGUGGAGAAUCCCGAAAAGACCAGUGAGGUGGUGUCGUCGGGGAUGAUUCCGAAGGAGUCUAAGGAGUCGAAGAGGUCGUGGUCAACGCAGGCAGGCGAGUCAGAGAGCCAAAAGGAGAGGAGGAAGGAGGAUGAGACGAAAGGUCAGGAUAGCGAGCUCCCCAAGGAUACAUGGCAGCUCUGUAAUGUGACGGCGGGUCCUGAUUACAUUCCUUGUUUGGAUAACGAGAAGGCGCUCAAAAAGUUGAGGACUACCGGUCAUUUCGAGCACCGAGAGAGGCAUUGCCCCGAGGAGCCGCCUACUUGCCUGGUUCCUCUUCCGGAUGGGUACAAGAGGCCCAUUCCCUGGCCAACAAGUAGAGACAAGAUUUGGUACCACAACGUGCCUCACACGAAACUGGCAGAAUUUAAGGGGCAUCAAAACUGGGUUAAGGUGACGGGCGAGUUCCUGACGUUCCCAGGAGGUGGAACUCAGUUCAUCCAUGGAGCCCUCCAUUACAUUGAUUUUCUACAACGGGCGGUGCCGAAGAUCGGGUGGGGGAAACACACGAGGGUGAUUCUGGACGUUGGGUGCGGAGUCGCCAGUUUUGGUGGAUACAUGUUCGAGAGGGAUGUUCUUACCAUGUCAUUUGCGCCCAAGGAUGAACACGAAGCCCAAGUGCAGUUUGCACUGGAGAGAGGCAUUCCAGCAAUAUCUGCCGUCAUGGGAUCCAAACGCUUACCCUUCCCAAGCGCCGUUUUCGAUCUCAUUCACUGCGCUAGAUGCAGGGUACCUUGGCAUAACGAAGGUGGGCUGUUGCUUCUGGAAUUGAAUCGCCUUCUGCGCCCUGGAGGCUACUUUGUGUGGUCAGCAACUCCUGUAUACCAAAAGCUGAAGGACGAUGUCGAAAUAUGGCAAGCAAUGUCAGCGUUGACAGUUUCCAUGUGUUGGGAUCUCGUGACCAUCAAGAGAGACAAACUCAACAAGAUCGGAGCUGCUAUAUACCGCAAGCCAAGCACCAACGAUUGCUACGACCAGAGGAAAAAGAAUUUCCCUCCAAUGUGUCCAAAUGACGAUGAUCCAAAUGCUGCAUGGUCUGUGCCACUGCAGGCAUGCAUGCACAGAGUGCCAUCGGAGCCAAGCAUUCGAGGCAGCCGAUGGCCAGACGAUUGGCCGCGCAGGUUGCAGAAGCCACCUUACUGGCUCAACAGCACUCAAAUGGGGAUCUAUGGCAAACCAGCACCCCAGGACUUCACGGCAGAUUACCACCACUGGAAAAACGUGGUCACUGUGACGUACAUCAAGGGACUGGGGAUCAACUGGGAUGGCGUCAGAAAUGUGAUGGACAUGAGAGCUGUGUACGGCGGUUUCGCAGCAGCUCUCAAGGAUAUGAAAGUUUGGGUGGUGAACGUGGUGAACGUGGAUUCUCCAGACACGCUUCCCAUUAUAUUUGAGAGAGGGCUGUUUGGGAUAUACCAUGACUGGUGCGAAUCCUACAGCACUUACCCAAGGACUUACGAUCUCCUCCAUGCUGAUCAUCUUCUCUCAAAGCUGAAAACCAGGUGCAAGCUGGUGCCUGUACUAGCAGAAGUGGACAGAAUGCUGAGGCCAGGAGGCACGUUCAUCGUUCGGGACGAAUCAAGUACAGUAGGGGAAGUGGAGGGCAUACUCAAAUCUAUGCACUGGGAGGUUCAUCUCACCAACAACAAUGACAAACAAGGCAUUCUCAGUGCACAGAAAGGCGACUGGCGACCAGAGACAUUUGCACUUUCUUCUUCAUGACCAUCAGGAGUUGAGUUGGAUUUAUGGUGGAGAAAUCAUAAAAGCAUGCAUGCCUUCAAAAAUUCUUGACACUGGAACAUGCAUGCAUGAUAUUGACUUUGUAGAGCACGGAUAGGUAAAGUUUAGGCCUACAAAAUUGUUAGAUAGAUCAUAGAAGUAAUCAUCUUCAGUUUCUUCGCCGAGAGAUCAUAUAACGCCGAGGCAUCAUUCAAUUGUGCGUACGUAAUUAUGUCUACAAAAAAAAAAAAAAAGAUUUAGGAACACUUUUUUUUGUGAACAAAUUAGAGCAGCCGACUCCUCAAAUCUAGGUGGCAAUGGACGUGGUCAACGUUAAGAACAUGUAAGCAUGUCAUCGACAAACAACUAUACAUCAUUGAAUUGCAUAACUGGACUAAGAUUGCUUCUAUUAUUAAAGUGACUAUAAAAUUCCAACAACCAAAACUUUGUUUCAAGCAUGGCCUUUUCAUUUCCAUUAGAUAAUUGGCUCGUGUUUUGCGG